CAGGUAGAACCUUGUCACCUCUCCUUCAUACACCCCACCCAAUGGACACGGGACUCGGUACCCUGGGGCCGGGAAUAGCCCCCAGAUCCUACGGCCAGGAGCCCUUUAACUCUCGUCUCAGCGGUCGAUCGCGGUUACAGGGGCGACUUCAGGCUAUCCGGAACGGCCCCCCGGAGCCUCGGUCAGCCCGAGACAGCUGGCGGUACCGCGGAGGGGCUGAGGACAUUAGGACCUCUCGCGCCAUGAUGGCGUAUCAGCCCCGCUCUGUACGCUGGUCCUCACAGGAGGACCUCUACAGCGACCCGUACGAGGGACGAAUGAGUCCCCGACCCGCCUUAGGGUACGGGCGGGAUGGACCGGAUCGUUACUCCCCAGACUCAGUGAGCAGGAGGGAUGAUUACGUACACAAUACCCAGAGGCGAAUAGAUGAGGCGAUUGCCCGACGGGAGCGACCAAGUCGUCUCAGGCCGGAUCGCAUUGGUGGCAGACGCUACCAAACACAACCUAUAGACUUUAACUACUCUUCUUACACGAGCCAGGAUCGUUACGGGACGAACUCUGACAUUUCCGCUCCGUCCACGAUGUCUUAUGCCAGACAGGCUCGCCAGAGGGCUGAAGAGAGAGAGGCAGUUGCCCUACAGCCGACCAAAAGUGUGUCCCCACCCCCAAACCGCCCGACCACAUCUAACAACGAAGAGGGAGGAGAGACAGAGAAUAUGGAAACAGAGCAGCAGAAAGAACAGAGAAAAGCAAUCCGAGCCAAGAUGAUGGCGGGGCAGGUACCCCAGGCACCCAAGAGUCCCGCUGCCAAGAAGAAACUUAUCCUGGACGAAACAAAACUGGAAGAAAUGUUCUUGAAGUGUCUGAUCUGUGGAGAUAUUUUCAACAAUACAGACCGAUCACCAAAGUUACUACCAUGCCAUCACACGUUUUGUCUGGCUUGUCUUCUGGAAAUGUUUCGGGUGGAGAUUGAGCAGCGACAAGCCAUGGUAAGCGUCUACCACAACCGCCUGCCCUCCGCCGUCAGAAUUGGAUGUCCAACGUGCCGAGAUUCCAGAAUAAUUUCCCAAGAAGAACUAAAGAAAAUGCCGAACGAUCGCACUGUCCUGUCUUUAUUAGACCUUGUCUUUCAUUCGGAAUCUUGUGUGGUGAAUUAUUGCUCCAGGCAUCAAACACAGCCACUGAACUUCUUCUGUGAGACGUGCAUUCAGCCCGUGUGCUGCGAUUGUACCGUUCUGGAUCACAUGCAAUCUGACAACCACGUGGUCAUGAAUAUAGAGGGCGCUCUACAAAAAUACAAGCCACUGAUCGAAGAGUGCUUAUCGAAAUUAGCAAGUCACGCUUCAGAAUUAAUGGAGUCGAAAACAAUCUUGGAAGGUGCUAUCCAUACUUUGGAUACCAACCGUACAGAAGUUAUUAAUAAACUAAAGGAGACAUUCCAGCAAUUCCGCACAGCUGCUGAUGAUCGCGAAGAAGAACUCGCAGAAAUAUCACUUCGAGAAAUUGGGCGAAAAAAGGAUGACCUGACUAAGUGUCUGGAAUUGGUGCAGAAGCGACGAGAGCAGAUUAAAACGACGAAAGAUGUUCUUAAAAAUGCACAAGAUGACGAAAACGUGGAACAGGUAUACACUACCCAUAAAAAGCUGAAAGAAAUCCUUGCAGACCAAGUGACAAUCCCUGACAAGCUCCAAGGAGAGUUUUCAGCAACUCUUGACUUCGAUGAUACUGAACAGACAAAUGUGAUAUUCAAGUUGUCUGAAUUUGGAGAAGUUUUAUUCGAACACUCGUAGGAAUAACUGUAUGGUGGCCUUUGAGGGAAUCAUUAAAAAAUUUCAUAUUUGUAUAUGUGUGUGUGUAACCGAGGCUAUGUCUGCAAAUAGUAAUCUAAGGCGAACUGUCCCUAGAAGCAAAUUAUGUCUUAUAUUCUAAGUUUCCAGCACUCGCAAUAUAGAUACAUCCAUUUCAUGUAAUAACAGUGUAUUCCCGUUGCCAAACCAACAUAACUGGUAAUAUUUAUUCCAUCCAUACAACUAGAAAUCAUAGUAACUUCUCAUCGUUCCAAGAAUUUACACCAUAUCUGUGAUUCAUAUUAUUUUUGGCCUACCUUGAUAUUUUCACGUCCUUGUCCGGAAAGCGAGAAUCACAGGGUUCAACUGGAGAACACGUUUAUCCCACAAAAUCCCAUGGAUCCAGUAAUUACAUGUAUUUAGCUUUCCAUUUCGAUAAUGUCGCCAAAAGUGUGCGGUCUUGUAUAACUCGUGUGUAAAACAGAAACUGCUUCUACCUGCUUGUUAUAGUUAUGUUGGAGAGGAUAUUUCAUUCCCAUGAAACUUUCCGUUACUACCCUUCCUGGACAGUGUGGUUGGAAAGGCUUAGACGCCUACACAUUCUCAGUGCCAGAAGUCUGGCACGGAUGUUUGUGAACCACUUAGAGAUGUCUUUUCGUGGACUAACACGAUUGUUCCUACCCAGGGCGGGAAACGACAAGUUUUCGAUCCGGUCAUUCUUAAAAAUUACCAUUUUCAAGAAAUGUUUGAUCUUACAAAAGCUUGAGAAAGUGAAAGUAAGUGACAUCUGGCGCUUGCUGUAUUCAAUAUUAGUUUUGCUUCUCCUCCCAACCUAAUAGCGACCCGCGCUUUUUUAUAACUGCCAUCUUUACAUCAUUAAUUAUAGGACCUUUAAAUAUAUAUCAGAAUUUGAGACUUUCGUUCGAAGACAAAUUAGUUAUGAUAUUAAUAAAUGCUGCAAUGGUUAAACAUCAGUAGUUGACGUAUAGUUUUAGAGAAGCUGAAUGUUUGAAGACGACUUAGACAUGUUGUUAAUGAGAUAUUUUAAACAUUUUGAAGAUCGAAGUAUCGUUUUAGGUCUGUUCGCAGAACAUCUUCAUGUUAGCUUGACUAGUGCAAGGAAAUGGUAAUAUCAUAGUGUUGUUCAAAGAUCAAGACAAUGAUCCGAAUUGUUAGUCUCACCAAAUGGCAUAUGUAACGUCUUCAUCCAGUGUUAACCUCCUUAUACAGUGUUAAUUGUUUACUACAAACCAUGUUUCUCCAAAGAGUGCUGUACUUUUUAUGGACGAAAAUGCCGAUAGAAUAAGAGCAACUUGUUUUUUUUUAAUAAUAAAAAUAAUUUAUCUUUCCUGAAA
Molecule: messenger RNA, 3142 nt
Organism: Liolophura sinensis
Lineage: Eukaryota; Metazoa; Mollusca; Polyplacophora; Chitonida; Chitonidae
Exons: 2
Coding region: 42-1790 (582 amino acids)
Cellular component (GO): nucleoplasm
Molecular function (GO): ubiquitin protein ligase activity; zinc ion binding
Source: RefSeq, a predicted model, not a curated record